AUGUUGAAGUUCAAGUAUGGAGCACGGAAUCCACUGGAUGCUGGUGCUGCUGAACCUAUUGCCAGCCGGGCCUCCAGGCUGAAUCUUUUCUUCCAGGGGAAACCACCCGUUAUGACUCAACAGCAGAUGUCUCCUCUUUCCCGAGAAGGGAUAUUAGAUGCCCUCUUUGUUCUCUUUGAAGAAUGCAGUCAGCCUGCUCUGAUGAAGCUUAGGCAUGUGAGCAACUUUGUCCAGAAAUAUUCUGACACCAUAGCUGAGUUACAGGAGCUGCAGCCUUCAGCAAAGGACUUUGAAGUCAGAAAUCUUGUAGGUUGUGGUCAUUUUGCUGAAGUGCAGGUGGUAAGGGAAAGAGCAACUGGGGACAUCUAUGCCAUGAAAGUCAUGAAGAAGAAGGCUUUGUUGGCCCAGGAGCAGGUUUCCUUUUUUGAGGAAGAACGGAACAUACUGUCUCGGAGCACAAGCCCUUGGAUCCCUCAAUUACAGUAUGCCUUUCAGGACAAAAAUAACCUUUAUCUGGUCAUGGAAUAUCAGCCUGGAGGAGACUUGCUGUCACUUUUGAAUAGAUAUGAAGACCAAUUAGAUGAAAAUAUGAUUCAGUUUUACCUAGCCGAACUGAUUUUGGCUGUUCACAGUGUUCAUCAGAUGGGAUAUGUACAUCGAGACAUCAAACCUGAGAACAUUCUCAUUGACCGAACAGGACACAUCAAGCUGGUGGAUUUUGGAUCAGCUGCUAAAAUGAAUUCAAAUAAGAUGGUAAAUGCCAAACUCCCAGUUGGGACCCCAGAUUACAUGGCUCCUGAAGUGUUGACCGUAAUGAAUGGGGACGGAAAAGGCAUCUACAGCCUGGACUGUGACUGGUGGUCAGUGGGAGUUAUUGCUUAUGAGAUGAUUUAUGGGAAAUCCCCAUUCACAGAGGGAACCUCAGCCCGAACCUUCAAUAACAUCAUGAAUUUUCAGCGGUUUUUGAAGUUUCCAGAUGACCCCAAAGUUAGCAGUGAAUUUCUUGAUCUGAUUCAAAGUUUGUUGUGUGGCCAGAAAGAGAGACUGAAGUUUAAAGGUCUUUGCUGCCACCCUUUCUUCUCUAAAAUCGACUGGAAUAACAUUCGUAACUCUCCUCCCCCCUUCGUUCCCACCCUCAAGUCUGAUGAUGACACUUCCAAUUUUGAUGAGCCAGAGAAGAAUUCGUGGGUUUCAACCUCUCCGUGUCAGCUGAGCCCCUCAGGUUUCUCAGGCGAAGAACUGCCGUUUGUGGGGUUUUCGUACAGCAAGGCGCUGGGGAUUCUUGGUAGAUCUGAGUCUGUUGUGUUGGGUCUGGACUCCCCUGCCAAGACUAGCUCCAUGGAAAAGAAACUUCUCAUCAAAAGCAAAGAGCUGCAAGACUCUCAGGACAAGUGUCACAAGAUGGAGCAGGAAAUGACCCGGUUACAUCGGAGAGUGUCAGAGGUGGAGGCUGUGCUUAGUCAGAAGGAGGUGGAGCUGAAGGCCUCUGAGACUCAGAGAUCCCUCCUGGAGCAGGACCUUGCUACCUACAUCACAGAAUGCAGUAGCUUAAAGCGAAGUCUGGAGCAAGCACGGAUGGAGGUGUCCCAGGAGGAUGACAAAGCACUGCAGCUUCUCCAUGAUAUCAGAGAGCAGAGCCGGAAGCUCCAAGAAAUCAAAGAACAGGAGUAUCAGGCUCAAGUAGAGGAAAUGAGGUUGAUGAUGAAUCAGUUGGAAGAGGACCUUGUCUCAGCAAGAAGACGGAGUGAUCUCUACGAAUCUGAGCUGAGAGAGUCUCGGCUCGCUGCUGAAGAAUUCAAGCGGAAAGCGACAGAAUGUCAGCACAAAUUGUUGAAGGCUAAGGAUCAAGGGAAGCCUGAAGUAGGAGAAUAUUCCAAACUGGAGAAGAUCAAUGCUGAGCAGCAGCUCAAAAUACAGGAGCUCCAGGAGAAGCUGGAAAAGGCUGUAAAAGCCAGCACAGAGGCCACUGAGCUGCUGCAGAAUAUCCGCCAGGCGAAGGAGCGAGCUGAGCGGGAACUGGAGAAGCUUCAGAACCGAGAGGAUUCUUCUGAAGGCAUAAGAAAGAAGUUGGCGGAAGCCGAGGAACGCCGCCACUCUCUGGAGAACAAGGUAAAGAGGCUAGAGACCAUGGAGCGUAGAGAAAACAGACUGAAGGAUGACAUCCAGACAAAAUCCCAACAGAUCCAGCAGAUGGCUGAUAAAAUUCUGGAGCUGGAAGAGAAACACCGGGAGGCCCAAGUCUCAGCUCAGCACCUAGAGGUGCAUCUGAAACAGAAGGAGCAGCACUAUGAGGAAAAAAUUAAAGUGUUGGAUAAUCAGAUAAAGAAAGACCUGGCCGAUAAGGAGACCCUGGAGAACAUGAUGCAGAGACAUGAAGAGGAAGCCCACGAGAAAGGCAAGAUUCUCAGCGAGCAGAAGGCGAUGAUCAAUGCUAUGGAUUCCAAGAUCAGAUCCCUGGAACAAAGGAUUGUGGAACUGUCUGAAGCCAAUAAGCUUGCAGCAAACAGCAGUCUUUUUACCCAAAGGAACAUGAAGGCCCAGGAAGAGAUGAUUUCUGAACUCAGGCAACAGAAAUUUUACCUGGAGACACAGGCUGGGAAAUUGGAGGCUCAGAACCGAAAGCUGGAAGAGCAGCUGGAGAAAAUUAGCCACCAAGACCACAGUGACAAGAAUCGGCUGCUGGAACUGGAGACAAGGUUGAGGGAGGUCAGUCUAGAGCACGAGGAGCAGAAACUGGAGCUCAAGCGCCAGCUCACGGAACUGCAGCUCUCCCUGCAGGAGCGUGAGUCCCAGCUGACAGCCCUCCAGGCUGCCCGGGCGGCCCUGGAGAGCCAGCUUCGCCAGGCGAAGACGGAGCUGGAAGAGACGACAGCAGAAGCAGAAGAGGAGAUCCAGGCACUCACGGCACAUAGAGAUGAAAUCCAGCGCAAAUUUGAUGCCCUUCGUAACAGCUGUACUGUAAUCACAGACCUGGAGGAGCAGCUAAACCAGCUGACCGAGGACAAUGCUGAACUCAACAACCAAAACUUCUACUUGUCUAAACAACUCGAUGAGGCUUCGGGCGCCAACGAUGAGAUAGUACAGCUACGAAGUGAAGUGGAUCAUCUCCGCCGUGAGAUCACAGAGCGAGAGAUGCAGCUUACCAGCCAGAAGCAAACGAUGGAGGCUCUGAAGACCACUUGCACAAUGCUGGAAGAACAGGUCAUGGACUUGGAGGCCCUCAACGAUGAGCUGCUGGAGAAAGAGCGGCAGUGGGAAGCUUGGAGGAGCGUCCUCGGUGAUGAGAAAUCCCAGUUUGAGUGUCGGGUUCGAGAGUUACAGAGGAUGCUGGACACUGAGAAGCAGAGCAGGGCGAGAGCCGAUCAGCGGAUCACUGAGUCUCGCCAGGUGGUGGAACUGGCAGUGAAGGAGCACAAGGCUGAGAUUCUUGCUCUGCAGCAGGCUCUCAAAGAACAGAAGCUGAAAGCUGAGAGCCUCUCUGACAAGCUCAAUGACCUGGAGAAGAAGCAUGCCAUGCUUGAAAUGAAUGCCCGAAGCUUACAGCAGAAACUGGAGACUGAACGAGAGCUCAAACAAAGGCUUCUGGAAGAGCAAGCCAAAUUACAGCAGCAGAUGGACCUGCAGAAGAGUCACAUUUUCCGUCUGACUCAAGGGCUGCAAGAAGCUCUAGAUCGGGCUGAUCUACUGAAGACAGAGAGAAGUGAUCUGGAGUAUCAGCUAGAAAACAUUCAGGUUCUUUAUUCUCAUGAAAAGGUGAAAAUGGAAGGCACUAUUUCUCAACAAACCAAACUCAUCGAUUUUCUGCAAGCCAAAAUGGACCAACCUGCUAAAAAGAAAAAGGGUUUAUUUAGUCGACGGAAAGAGGACCCUGCUUUGCCCACACAGGUUCCUCUGCAGUACAAUGAGCUGAAGCUGGCCCUGGAGAAGGAGAAAGCUCGCUGUGCAGAGCUAGAGGAAGCCCUUCAGAAGACGCGCAUUGAGCUCCGGUCUGCCCGCGAGGAAGCUGCCCACCGAAAAGCCACAGACCACCCGCACCCAUCUACGCCAGCCACCGCGAGGCAGCAGAUCGCCAUGUCUGCCAUCGUGAGGUCACCUGAGCACCAGCCCAGUGCCAUGAGCCUGCUCGCCCCGCCAUCCAGCCGCAGAAAGGAGUCUUCAACUCCAGAGGAAUUUAGUCGACGUCUUAAGGAGCGCAUGCACCACAAUAUUCCUCACCGAUUUAACGUAGGCCUGAACAUGCGAGCCACAAAGUGCGCUGUCUGUCUGGAUACUGUGCACUUUGGACGCCAGGCAUCCAAAUGUCUUGAAUGUCAGGUGAUGUGUCAUCCCAAGUGCUCCACGUGCUUGCCAGCUACCUGUGGCCUACCUGCCGAAUAUGCCAUGCACUUCACUGAGGCCUUCUGCCGUGACAAAAUGAACUCCCCGGGUCUCCAGGCCAAGGAGCCCAGCAGCAGCUUGCACCUGGAAGGGUGGAUGAAGGUGCCCAGGAAUAACAAACGAGGACAGCAAGGCUGGGACAGGAAGUACAUUGUCCUGGAGGGAUCGAAAGUCCUCAUUUACGACAAUGAAGCCAGAGAAGCUGGACAGAGGCCGGUGGAAGAAUUUGAGCUGUGCCUUCCCGACGGGGAUGUAUCUAUUCAUGGUGCCGUUGGUGCUUCCGAACUCGCAAAUACAGCCAAAGCAGAUGUCCCAUACAUACUGAAGAUGGAGUCUCACCCGCACACCACCUGCUGGCCUGGGAGAACCCUCUACUUGCUAGCUCCCAGCUUCCCCGACAAACAGCGCUGGGUCACCGCCUUAGAAUCAGUUGUCGCAGGUGGGAGAGUUUCUAGGGAAAAAGCAGAAGCCGAUGCUAAAUUGCUUGGAAACUCCCUGCUGAAACUGGAAGGUGAUGACCGUCUGGACAUGAACUGCACACUGCCGUUUAGCGACCAGGUGGUGUUAGUGGGCACCGAAGAAGGUCUCUAUGCUCUGAAUGUCUUGAAAAACUCCCUAACCAACGUCCCAGGAAUUGGAGCAGUCUUCCAAAUUUAUAUCAUCAAGGACCUGGAGAAGCUACUCAUGAUAGCAGGGGAAGAGCGGGCGCUGUGCCUCGUGGAUGUGAAGAAAGUGAAGCAGUCCCUAGCGCAGUCUCACCUUCCCGCCCAGCCGGACAUCUCGCCCAAUGUUUUUGAAGCUGUCAAGGGCUGCCACUUGUUUGCGGCUGGCAAGAUUGAGAAUGGGCUCUGCAUCUGUGCAGCCAUGCCCAGCAAAGUGGUCAUUCUCCGCUACAACGAGAACCUCAGCAAGUACUGCAUUCGCAAAGAGAUAGAGACCUCGGAGCCCUGCAGCUGUAUCCAUUUCACCAAUUAUAGUAUCCUCAUUGGAACCAAUAAAUUCUACGAAAUCGACAUGAAGCAGUACACGCUUGAGGAAUUCCUGGAUAAGAAUGAUCAUUCCUUGGCACCUGCUGUGUUUGCCUCCUCUUCCAACAGUUUCCCCGUCUCCAUCGUGCAGGUGAAUGGUGCAGGGCAGCGAGAGGAGUACUUGCUGUGCUUCCACGAAUUUGGGGUGUUCGUGGAUUCUUACGGAAGACGGAGCCGCACAGACGAUCUCAAGUGGAGUCGCUUACCUUUGGCCUUCGCCUACAGAGAACCCUAUCUGUUUGUGACCCACUUCAACUCACUUGAAGUCAUUGAGAUCCAGGCACGCUCCUCGCUAGGGACCCCUGCCCGAGCGUAUUUGGAAAUCCCAAACCCGCGCUACCUGGGCCCCGCAAUUUCGUCGGGAGCAAUUUACCUGGCAUCCUCAUACCAGGAUAAAUUAAGGGUCAUUUGCUGCAAAGGAAACCUCGUGAAGGAGUCUGGCACUGACCACCACCGGGGUCCCUCCACCUCCCGCAGCAGCCCCAACAAGCGAGGCCCGCCCACGUACAACGAGCACAUCACCAAGCGCGUGGCCUCCAGCCCGGCGCCACCCGAAGGCCCCAGCCACCCCCGGGAGCCAAGCACACCCCACCGCUACCGUGAAGGGCGGACAGAGCUGCGCAGGGACAAGUCUCCUGGCCGCCCCCUGGAGCGGGAGAAGUCCCCGGGCCGGAUGCUCAGCACGCGGAGGGAGCGGUCCCCCGGGAGACUGUUUGAAGACAGCAGCAGGGGCCGGCUGCCUGUGGGAGCCGUGAGGACACCACUGUCCCAGGUUAACAAGGUAUGGGACCAGUCUUCAGUAUAA
Molecule: messenger RNA, 6210 nt
Organism: Cynocephalus volans (Philippine flying lemur)
Lineage: Eukaryota; Metazoa; Chordata; Mammalia; Dermoptera; Cynocephalidae
Gene: CIT
Product: citron rho-interacting serine/threonine kinase
Exons: 47
Coding region: 1-6210 (2069 amino acids)
Biological process (GO): protein phosphorylation; mitotic cytokinesis
Molecular function (GO): protein serine/threonine kinase activity; ATP binding
Source: RefSeq, a predicted model, not a curated record